This is a messenger RNA of Homalodisca vitripennis (glassy-winged sharpshooter), 689 nucleotides long. Its product is annotated as UDP-glycosyltransferase UGT5-like. The record is from RefSeq and is a predicted model, not a curated record. Bases 221 to 661 code for a protein of 146 amino acids. Gene Ontology annotation, molecular function: UDP-glycosyltransferase activity. NCBI's taxonomy places the organism in Eukaryota, Metazoa, Arthropoda, Insecta, Hemiptera, Cicadellidae. The transcript has 5 exons.
AUACGUGAAGUAUGUUGUCCCGAGUAGUUGAUGCCUCCAUACACUGAAGAACACUGGCCUGUCCAGCUGAGCCAAGAGUGUAUGUGAUUCUUACACACUAAGCAACCACCCCCGCAAUACCACUGUGGCCGAUCAUCAACGACUGGACUUUACCCAGCUCACCCCAACUGUCGUUUGUUCAUCACUCACGGAGGGUUGAUGAGUCAACACGAGGUGUUACAUGCAGGGGUGCCGGUCGUGGCCAUUCCUUUCUUCGGCGACCAGAAAAUUAACGUGGGUUUUCUACCAACAUCUGGGAGUUGGAGUAAAAUUGGACUUUGCAACUAUCAGCGAAGAUACUGUUUAUAAAGCGGUCACCACAGUGCUGAACGACAGAAGGUACAAGGACAAUGCAGAGAUGAUAUCAAGGAUAGUGAGGGACCAGCCGAUGUCACCUAUAGACUCAGCAGUGUACUGGAUAGAGUACGUGCUAAGACACCGGGACACUCAGCACCUCAGGCCUGCCUCAGCAGUGCAGCCCUGGUAUCAGCUUUGGUUGCUGGAUGUGGUUGCUGCUGUUCUUGUCUUUAUCUGCUUGACUUUCCUGAUUCUCUACAAGAUCAUUAAGUGGUUUGUGAAUAGUUUGCGUGGCAGACCGAUUCCGAAAGUACACAACGAAUAGAAAGGGAAAUAAAUAUGCCAAAACAACA